AUGGCUCAAUACUCGAGACCCACAACUCCCCUCAAUGGACCCGAUCAGACGUCGCAGUCUCAGUCCCCUGCCUCCCCUCUCAGCACCAACCAGCACACGGAGGGACCCUCUCAGGAAGGCCCUUCGACCUCUCCUUGGACCGGCUACCAGCUCCAUCAGGAAAUGAUGUACGAGCCUGAGCCUGUUUACCCCCCUCCUCGUUCCUUCUUUGGAAGUUCCGCUGAGCAGACCGCCCUCGCAAAUGUCGGCCCCCGCUUCAGCGACGACAACCCCUCCUAUGCUCACUCCCCUGCGUCUCCCCAUUCAAGCCAUCGCUCUCAGGACGUUGGCCCCCGAUUCGGCAAUGUCGACUCCCCUCAUCCUCGCUCCCCUAUGAUUUCUUAUUCACGUUCACCAGAGUUGGAGAAUGCCUCCAACGCAGACAAUCACAGCGACAUGCAAGCCGACGACAAUUACAACAAUUCUCAAGCCGAUGACGGUGACGCCGACACACAAACCCAUAACUGGCGAAGCGUCAAUCUCCAGGACAUCUACGUCGAGAACGCCCCAGAUGUCUCAAGCCAGCCAGAUGAUCAGCUUCAAGAAAAAAUCAAACCACAGCAUCCAGAGUUGAAGAUGCAAGGUCGUCAGCCGUGGCGCCGAGUCACGGAAAAGGACCUUGAGAAUGGCCGCAAGCAGCUCGAGGAGGCGCUGUUAUGGUCACGAAGUGAGGAGGGUCAGAGGCGCCGGAGAAGGCACAGAGAGCUAGCCAGGGCCGAGAUCGCCAAGCACCGUCCUCCUUCCCCGGGCCCCGACGACGAUUUCGACCUCGACUGGGAGGGACCACUCACCGCAAGCAAGGCCCUUGAGGUGGACAUUUCGGACAACACCACCUUCCAGCCCAAAGAGACGUUGCACACCAGCGGCUUUGGCUUCAAAGCCAACGAAGCAGUUGGCAAAGAUGCGUAUAAAGUAUCCAUUUGGGACAGAACCACCUUCCUGCCCAUGGAGACGUUGUACAGCGGCGGCUUUGGCUUCAAAGUCAAGGAGGUUGAUGAUGAGGAGGAGACUGUCGUCAGUGGCCUGGAGCCCACUAUCGAGGAGGUUGAUAAUGAGGAGGAGACUGUCGUCAGUGGCCUGGAGCCCACUGUCGAGGAGGCUGAAGAGGGCCUGAUGAAGGACACCGAUGUGUCCGCUGUAGCCAAGCACGGCAGGGACGGGUCGUCAGAUGACGACAACUCUGAGGUGGACAUUUGGGCCUCCACCACCUUCCUACCCAAAAAGACGUUGUACACCGGCGGCUUUGGUUUCAAAGUCAGAACACUCGACCGAGAUCUUGAUGACAUCCGCAAAGAGUUGGCGCGUGGGGAGGACUUCGAAGUCGAGGAGGUGGACGAUGAGGAGGAGACUGUCGUCAGUGGCCUGGAGCCCACUGUCGAGGAGGCUGAAGAGGGCCUGAUGAAGGACACCCAUUUGUCCGCUGUAGCCAAGCACGGCGGGGACGAGUCGUCAGAUGAUGACAACUCACCUAAGAGGCAGAAGCGAUAG
This is a messenger RNA of Colletotrichum chrysophilum, 1527 nucleotides long. RefSeq lists its product as uncharacterized. The coding region runs from base 1 to 1527 and encodes 508 amino acids. Lineage: Eukaryota; Fungi; Ascomycota; Sordariomycetes; Glomerellales; Glomerellaceae. The record is from RefSeq and is a predicted model, not a curated record. The transcript is spliced from 2 exons.